UUAUUUUUCUGCAUCAUAUGGCAAGCAUACAGUAGAGCAGACAGAGGUCGUUGGCAACUUGGCGUUUUGCUUCUCCGGAGUCGGAAGAGACAGCCUUCCGGGGAUACAUUGGUUAGAGAGAGAAGAAAAUGAUGGCGUCCGUUUGCCUCUCAGUACCCACCUCCAAAACCCUAUCUAUGCCUUCUCCAUCUUCACCAACAACAGCUACAUACAAAUCUUCAGCUGCUGCUGCUUCUUCUUCAUCCGCUGCCGCUACUGCUAUUUCUGCCCACACGUGCCGUCUAGUUCGCUGCAGAUGCUCUAUGCUUUCCAUUCCUAUGUUCGAUUCCCGGCUCUUCGUUUCAAGUAACCGUGCGAGAGCGAAGAAAUUGCAGCUGGUUCGUAUGGCCCCCGACGAAGAGAAGCUCACUCGCCGCAAUCCCCUAGAUUUCCCCAUCGAAUGGGAGAGGCCAAAGCCAGGGCGUCGACCUGAUAUAUUCCCCCAGUUUAGCCCUAUGAAAACACCCUUACCACCUCCAUUGCCUUAUGAUCCACCAGAAGAAGAUGAGGAAGACGAAGAGAAAAAAGAGGAAGAGGAGGAAGACCCUGAAACGGAAGAGCCAGAGCAGCCUGAUAAGCAGUAGAACUCUGUGUCAGCGGCAAAGUGUGGGGCCUUCAACCUCUUCGGAAAUUUUGUUUUUUUUGCUCAUUCACUUAAUUCACGUUUGCUUCAUCUCGUGCAUAUGUAUAGUGGAUGAUAAUGUAAUGGUCAUCCAGGUAGAAGGCUACUUAAAGCAGCAUUUCGGAGUUUGGGCUUAAGAUACCACGGAGUAUUCUUGUUGAGACUUUUUUCAGGCAAACUUGUGAAGAAUGGCUUCAAUUUCUGUUUUGGUAGACUUUUAAGUGAUAUAAGAGAUUGGAUUCAAUGGA
Messenger RNA from Juglans microcarpa x Juglans regia, 909 nucleotides. RefSeq names its product coiled-coil domain-containing protein 9-like. Bases 129 to 623 code for a protein of 164 amino acids. The transcript has 2 exons. The record is from RefSeq and is a predicted model, not a curated record. Lineage: Eukaryota; Viridiplantae; Streptophyta; Magnoliopsida; Fagales; Juglandaceae.